AUGGUCAUUUAAAUACUGAACUAACAUGUUUUUGCCAAAACAAAUAUGAACUCUUUAAUAAGCCAAAAAACACACGUACUCGCGUUGACAUAGCCACUUAAUAUAUAUAAAAGUCAACAAAAAAUUGCCAUCUAAUAAACGUUAAUAGACUGUUAGUGUGGAAACGAUGUCGUUCUAAAGAGAAGAGAAAUUGACCUUUAAACACACUCUCCCCUUCUCAUUCUAAAGCCCUAAUUACAAGGAUGAAGAAGCUAACACCACGUCGACAAAACGAACGAGAUGGUGAAAGUGAAGUAGAAAAAGAUGUGUUUGAGGCGAUUCCUGAAAAUGAUUGUCUCGUUGUUGAAGAUGAUGCCGAUGAUGAGCGUGAAUAUGACGUUGAAGACGCACAAGAGGAAGAUUUGGUACUUGUGGAUGAAACUGCAAGUGCAACCCAACUUCUAGAAAACCACUUCGGGGAUAUUGUGAAUAUUGACGUAGAGAGUGAUGACAGUGGAGACGACAUUUGGAACGACGAUAAGAUACCAGAUCCGUUGACGUCAGACGAAGAGGAAGAUGAAGAGAGAAGGCAAUCUCGUGCAAAUCAAGAAUCAGAGGAAGAAAUUCUAGCAUUGGGUAAGACGUUUGGCUGUGCUUCUGAUUUUAAGCGGGCACUACUCCAAUAUUCUCUGAAAACCCGAUACGAUAUUAAGCUCUACAUGUCAUCACAGAAGAAGCUUGGUGCGAUUUGCUCUGACACAGAGUAUGAUUGCAAGUGGAGAGUUUAUUGCUCCUAUGAGAAGAGAAAACACAAGAUGCAGAUUAAGGUUUAUGAAAAUAAACACAUAUGUGUAAGGUCUGGUUAUUCGAAAAUGCUAAAGAGUUCAACAAUUGCCGAGUUAUUUGAGGAGAGGUUGAGAUUGAAUCCAAAGUUUACGGCUAAGGAAAUGGCUCUUGAGAUAAAAAGAGAGUACAACUUGAUAGUUACUGACGAACAAUGUCGAAAAGCGAAGACCAAACUGAUGAGGGAAAGAAGAGCUAGCCAUGAAAAACAUUUUGCAAGAAUUUGGGAUUACGAAACCGAGAUUCACAAGACAAAUAAAGGCACCAUCAUGGAGAUUCAGACUAUUCCAGGGCCAAGAACAGGAAGCAAGCAAAUGUUUGAUCGUAUUUAUGUUUGCUUUGAAGCACAACGAUCUGCUUGGAAGUCAAAAUGUAGACCUAUCAUAGGUCUAGAUGGUGCAUUUCUGAAGUGGGAUAUCAAAGGACAGUUGUUAGCUGCAGUAGGAAGAGAUGCAGACAACAGAAUUGUUCCCAUCGCAUGGGUUGUUGUGGAGAUAGAGAAUGAUGUGAAUUGGGAUUGGUUUGUAAAUCAUCUCAAAAGAGACUUAGGACUUGGUGAGGGAAGAGACUACACUUUCAUAUCUGAUAAGCAAAAGGGUUUGGUGAAAGCUGUGCAUAAUCAACUUCCAGAAGCUGAACAUAGAAUGUGUGCUAGACACAUUCUAGGAAAUUGGAAGAGAGACAAUCAUGAUAUAGAGCUAGAGCGGUUAUUCUGGAAAAUAGCUAGGAGCUACACCAAAGGAGAUUAUGCAGAUAAUUUGGAAGCUUUGAAGAAAUACAGUCAAGGAGCUUAUGAUUCUCUUCUAAAAACCAACCCUCCUGCCUGGUCUCGGGCCUUCUUUAAGGUUGGUUCGUGUUGCAAUGAUAAUUUAAAUAAUCUGAAUGAAUCUUUCAAUAAGACCAUUCGUCAAGCUAGGAAAAAACCCUUACUUGACCUGUUAGAAGAUGUUAGAAGACAGUGUAUGGUUCGUACUGCUAAGAGGUCGAUUAUUGCAAAUAGGAGAAAGGAAAGGUUCACAAAGAGUGCACAUGCUGAGAUUGAAUCUGCUAUAGAGAAGUCUAGAGAAUGCAUAAGAUACAUGUCUACGGGUGAUAGGCAUGAGGUAGAGUUGCACAACUGUUAUUAUCGUGUGGAAAUGAGGCUGAGGACGUGUGGCUGUGGGAAAUGGCAGUUGAAUGGUAUUCCUUGCAAUCAUGCUGCUUGUGUUAUCAUUGGCAAAAAAAAGAAGGUUCAUGACUAUGUUUAUGAGUAUUUUACAACUCGAAGUUGGCAGCAAACCUAUGAGCGUGGUAUUGAGCCUGUGGAAGGAAUGAAGUUGUGGCCUAGGUUAAAUAGAUUGCCCGUCUUACCACCACCAAAUAGAUUAGGCAACCGUGGUAGGCCAAGUAACCACGCUAGGAAAAAAGGAGUUAAUGAAUCUUCUUCUAACAAGACCAAGAUCAAGUUAAGCCGAGAGAAACGUAUCGUGACAUGCUCAAACUGCAAGGAAGAAGGACACAAUAAGUUAGGAUGUAAAAACCAGAGUGUUGAGCCUGAAGCUAAAAGACCAAGGGGUCGACCAAGGAAAGAACCGGAAAGAUGAUCACAAGUAGAACCUCAAGAUGUUUAAACCUUUAUGAAGGAAGAUUACAACGACAAUCACAAGAAACAAUUUGUUGCUUUAGACUUUAGUUGCUUUUGGGGAAAUGAGUCUGUUAUUUUUUACUUCGUAAGACCAUUACACAAGUCUCUGUUUUCUUUUGCUUUUGUUGUUUUCUUUUAGUUGCAACAAGUCGCUUUUGUUUUUAAUGACAUUUCAAGUUUAAACUUUUAUGAAGUCUGUAUCUCUGUCGAUUGCAGGUUUAAAAACCUUUA
Capsella rubella is the source of this 2677-nucleotide messenger RNA. RefSeq lists its product as uncharacterized. The coding region runs from base 243 to 2405 and encodes 720 amino acids. Gene Ontology annotation, molecular function: zinc ion binding. The transcript is spliced from 3 exons. The record is from RefSeq and is a predicted model, not a curated record. Lineage: Eukaryota; Viridiplantae; Streptophyta; Magnoliopsida; Brassicales; Brassicaceae.